Molecule: messenger RNA, 1009 nt
Organism: Notothenia coriiceps (black rockcod)
Lineage: Eukaryota; Metazoa; Chordata; Actinopteri; Perciformes; Nototheniidae
Gene: rfc4
Product: replication factor C (activator 1) 4
Exons: 6
Biological process (GO): DNA-templated DNA replication; DNA repair
Cellular component (GO): DNA replication factor C complex; nucleus
Molecular function (GO): DNA binding; DNA clamp loader activity
Source: RefSeq, a predicted model, not a curated record
UGGGAAGCCGUGUCCUCCUUUCAAGAUCAUCAUCCUGGACGAGGCGGACUCCAUGACGGGGCCGGCCCAGGCGGCUCUGAGGCGCACCAUGGAGAAGGAGUCCCGCACCACCCGCUUCUGCCUCAUCUGCAACUACAUCAGCAGGAUCAUCGAGCCCCUUACCUCCAGAUGUUCCAAGUUUCGCUUCAAACCUCUGUCCAAUCAGAUCCAAGAAGAGCGGCUGCUGGAUAUCUGUGAGAAGGAGAGCCUUAAAUACAGCAAAGAGAGUAUAGCAGCGUUAGUGACGGUGUCUGAGGGGGAUCUGCGGAAAGCCAUCACCUUCCUGCAGAGUGCGGCACGCCUCAACAUGGACAGGGAGAUCACAGAGAGCGCCAUCAUUGAAAUAGCUGGGGUCGUCCCUCCCAAGAUGAUUGACGGCUUGCUCCAGAUAUGCCUCUCAGGAACUUUUGAGAAACUAGAGGUCGCAGUCAGGAACAUGGUGGAUGAAGGCUACGCAGCCACACAGAUCCUGGGUCAGCUCCAUGAGGCUGUCAUAGAGCACGACCUGAGUGACAAGCAGAAGUCAGUCAUAACAGACAAGAUGGCGGUUGUGAGUAAGUGCCUGUCGGACGGUGCGGAUGAGUACCUGCAGAUGUUGAGUCUCUGUUCAGUCAUCAUGCAGCAGGCCUCCCAGCACAACUGAAGCAUCACACAGCAGAACUGUGGUCCGCUCCCAGCAGGGCCAGCAUGAGACAGCAGCACUUCACCCCCAUUCAGCUCAGAUCACAGCUGGGGAGGUCCAGCAGUAGAUUCCACAUGAUAGUGGUGUCAGUUACUGUCAGAAAACACAGCUGACAAUGUCUCCAUCUGUGUCUUCCUCCACUUAAGAUGAUUACUCCAACGUGCUUAAAAAAUCUGUUGCCAUCAAAUGUCUCUUUAUUCAUUUCCAUGAAUGUAACUACUGACCAACAUAUCUUUGCACACUUUUUGCAUUUUUGGAAAGUAAUAAACUACUUUUUGUAUAUUUUUA